CGCUUCAGGUCCGGUGGCCUUUGCGGGGAUGGGGUGGGGGGAUGCUUGGAAGGUGCCCUUUGUGGGAGAAAGCUUUUUCCUCCCGUAACGUUUUCAUCUCCCCUCUCCCAGGCGCACACAUACCAUCACCACUUAAGACAGAUCGGGGUCUAGGGAAUCCUGUCGUUAGGGGAAGUUCAGGGACGGUCUCACUUCAGGUGGUGUUGAAGAGCUUGGAAUAAUAGACUCGUUCCUGGAUUCGGAGGCGGGCUCCACCAAUGGUUUAGGUGUUUGACUUGCGCGUUUCUCAACUUCGUGUCUCAAUAGCCUUAUCUGUAAAAUGAGGUUCUUCUUUUCUUUGCUGGAUCUGGAAGCAUGGGUAGCAAGAAACUAAGACGAGUGGGUUUAACUCAAGAGCUGUGUGACCGUCUGAGCAGACAUCAGAUUGUUACCUGUCAGGACUUUUUAUGUCUUUCCCCACUGGAACUUAUGAAGGUAACUGGCCUGAGUUACCGAGGUGUCCAUGAACUUCUGCGUAUGGUCAGCAGGGCCUGUGCCCCACAAAUGCAAACGGCUUAUGGGAUAAAGACACAAAGGUCUACUGAUCUCUCACCAGCAUUCUUAUCUACUACCCUUUCUGCUUUGGAUGAAGCCCUACGUGGUGGUGUGCCUUGUGGAUCCCUCACAGAGAUUACAGGGCCACCAGGCUGUGGAAAAACUCAGUUUUGCAUAAUGAUGAGUGUUUUGGCUACAUUACCCACCAGUAUGGGAGGAUUAGAAGGAGCUGUUGUGUACAUAGACACAGAAUCAGCAUUUAGUGCUGAAAGACUGGUUGAAAUAGCAGAAUCCCGUUUUCCCAGAUAUUUUAACACUGAAGAAAAAUUACUUUGGACAAGUAGUAAAGUUCAUCUUUACCGGGAACUCACCUGUGAUGAAGUUCUACAAAGGAUUGAAUCUUUGGAAGAAGAAAUUAUUUCAAAAGGAAUUAAACUUGUGAUUGUCGACUCUGUUGCUUCUGUCGUCAGAAAGGAGUUUGAUACCCAACUUCAAGGCAAUAUGAGGGAAAGAAACAAAUUCUUGGCCAAAGAAUCAUCCCUAUUGAAGUAUUUGGCCAAGGAAUUUUCAAUCCCAGUUAUCUUGACGAAUCAAAUUACAACCCAUCUGAGCAAAGCCCUUGCUUCUCAGGCAGACCUGGUGUCUCCGGCUGAUGAUUUGUCCCUGUCUGAAGGCUUUUCUGAAUCCAGCUGUGUAAUUGCAGCCCUAGGAAACACUUGGAGUCACAGUGUGAACACCAGGCUGAUUCUCCAGUCCCUUGAUUCAGAGAGAAGACAGAUUCUCAUUGCCAAAUCCCCUCUGGCUCCCUUCACCUCAUUUAUUUACACCAUCAAGGAGGAAGGCCUGGUUCUUCAAGGUCCAGUGCCCAUCAAGUGGAAAAGUUUAGAGGAGCUGGCCUAGGCUGGAAUGAGACUGAAGGAUGCUGGGAUCUGGUGGCAAGAGAAAAGCAGAGGUUGACUUUGGGCACCAGCUUUAAUGGGGUGGGCCUCAAAGCACUUGGGUGCAGAAGGGAAGAAGAAUUCUCAGUGAACUCCACCACUACCCACAUCAGCUCUGGUAAGAGUAAGCACCAAAUGUACCACUCAGAGCACAGCAGAGACUCUAAUUGAAAGCAGCCAGGCUAUGUUGCUGAUGCUGCAGGGUGCAUAUAAGAAGCCAGGGUCAGACCCUUCUGGAACCAUCCCCCAGUUUUGGGAGGCCCAUGGAUGAGGUGAAGCAGCUUCUGAAGCAGGGCUGGCCCUAAGAAUGGAGAGGCUGGACUGGCAGGGUACAUUGUUCACUCCUUUACCUAUUCUCUCUUCCUUGGGAAUUUAGGGAGUGGUUGGAAAUAAAGAAAGCCAAAGUUGUUUUGAGCAGGACUGAAGGUAGCAACUAUUUCUCAGUGAGAUAGAAACAUGUUUUUAAACAGUUUUUACAAAAUCAGGAUCAGAUACAACUGGUUGAAUUUGGAUUCCGACACUGUCCUAUACUAGUUUGGGUUUGAAUGAAUAGUAUAAAUUUUAGGAUAACUGGAGAACUUCAGAGGAGACCAGGGCACCCUGACACAGGUCCAGAGAAGGUACUGGACACCAAGCUAGCUUCAGUCACUUAGUCACUUUUUCAGAAGAAACCAAGAAAGGAAGAAAAAAUAAAGAAACAAUGGUCUUUUUUAUGGAAAGCUAAGUGCUUCAUCUUUCUGCUUUUACAAUCAAGAAGGGUUUGUUUGAUCACCUUUUGAAGCAUAUCAGGAAAGGCAUUAAUCUCCUCUAUUUGUUCCCUUGUCACAAAGUUGGGUUAAAUUCUUCCACUCCUUUUUCAUAGUUACCGAGCCAACUGGAUGAUUUAUUGAAAAAUUCUUUUCCCCCCAAUACUACCACUUGAGCUUAUCAGACUUCAAUUUGAAUCAGUAGCUCAUCUAAAUAUUGUCUGCCUGGUAGACUCAAAAUGACCCAGAAGAUUCUUAGUCUGGCUAGUACCACUCACACACCUGGCACAGCCUGGAGCUUGGGCAGAGAGCCCUGAGAUUCAGUGGCUCAGAGAGCACAAACUCCUCCUGGAAAUCAUGAAGAGGAAGGCAGAGCCAGCCUGUCACAUUGUCCUUGUCCUGACAGGUGCCACUGCAGCCUCAGAAAGUUUAUUCAGGCCUCUUUGUUAUGGGACUUCCUAGGGGAAAGAGGAAGGACCACCAUGUACCCAGGGUCUUCUCCUCUCUGCAUUUAUUUCACAUCUCCUUCUUCCAGGACCUCCCACACUGGCCUUCUGCCUUAUUCACAUCUUUUCUUCUGGCUGUCAGCCUCAGAGAGAGACUGUUAUCAAUGUAGAUUUGGGGGUGAGUAGGUGCUGGGGUUCAAACUCAGGGCCUAGCUCAUUCUAUGUAAGCCCUCUACUACUAAACUACACCACAGCCUGAAAAAUAUUUUUAAUACAGAAUAGUACAGAAAAUCAAAAACCAUGAAUUUUAUAUGAAUAUAACACCCAGAAUUAACAACUGUUAAAAUUUUUAUCCUAGUAGUUUCAGAUUUUUUUUUUUCAAUUCUAGGACAAAAAUUUGACAGAAUUCAAAACUCCUUUGUACCUAUCACUACUCCAGGCCCUCCCCACCCGACUCUCCUCCAAAGAAGAAAAGUUCUCCACCAUUUGGCAUAUAUCCUUCUCUUUCAUUCUUAAAACUUUUCUACCUACCUGUGAAUCUAUGUAUAAUAUAAUGAUUUGUUUUUUAAUGCAUUUUAAAAUUUCUAUAAAUGAUUUAUCAUAUACAUUAUUUUAUAACUUUGUUUUGUCAUUUAACAUAAUGUUUUUAUGUAUGUCCACAUUCAUGCACAUAGAUUCCUUUGAUUUAUUUCAGGUAUCCACACCAUUAUCUACUCCCUUAUUUAUAGAUAUUUUGAUUAUUUAGAACAAGGCUUGAGGGUUUCUCUAGGUAUAGAUAAGGCAUCUUUUAUAUGUAUUCCCAAAUUUUUUUCAAAAUAAGUUAACCAAUUUAGACUCUCUGUGGAGGUAGUGGACCAAUCUCUGUGCAGCCAUGUAUAAUUAUUGAUGUGUUGUCAUAUUUCCAUGGCUGAUCUUCUUAUGUGUUCUUUACGGAUGCCUCUUUUGUCUCUUGCCUUAGGAAUGUAAGCUUGCCAUAUGCUCCAGAGAGAUUUUCUGCACAGUGUGUGUGUGUGUGUGCUUUAUACCUGUACUUAGAUGAUCACUGAUAAAAAUUUACUCAUUCUCCGAAAGCUAACUGUAUCUACACUUCCUCAAACAAGGGCUUUUAGUUCACCCAUCACCUUGAUUUUCUUGAGGAAACAGUUCCAAGAAGGUUAAGCUAAGUUCACUGCCUCAAAGUUGGGUUUUUUAACUCCUUUUCAAGUAUUCAGCCUGGGCCUAAGAUUUUAGAAAAUCAAAAGGAUUUUGGGUUGUUCCUCUUCCAUCAUGGCAACCCCUUAGCUGCUUAUCUCUCGGGCCUCAUAGGCCUCUGUUGACGUAGUUUAGCCCCAUCUUAAAUGUUGAAUCUUGAAAAUCUAAGCUAAAAUGUAUCAGUCACACUGAUAUAAUGAUCCUCCAAGAAAUUCCCUGAGGGCAGUUGGGUUAUAAGUUUGGCUGGGCAUAGCCACUACCUAAACUAACAGUAGUGUAAAAGAGAGGCUUACUCCCUUCUCAUAGAGCACCGCAGAGGAAUGUGGUCCUGAGCUGGUAUGGCAGCUUGGCUCCCCAGGUUCGUCCAGGGACACAAUCUGUUGGCUUGUAGCUCCAUCACACCUAGGAUAUUACUGUUGUUGUCAUGACCCAAUAUGACUCAGCAUCAUUGCUCCAUUCAGGUAGCAGGAUUUGUGUGGGACAGAGAUGGUGGUGGGAGGGAAAGCAUCCCCCUUUCUUUGAGGAAGCUAACCAGAAGUUACACACUUUAUUUCUACCUAUAUCAUAUUGGCCAUCUGUGAGUAUAUGGCAAGAAAUGAUGAAAAUGUAGUUAUUAAUCUGAAUGGCCAUGUACCCACAAAAAUUGUGCAUUGUGGGAGCUCUGUUAUCACAAGAGAAAGAGGAAGAUGAAUAUUUAGUGACACAAACCUUUCAGAGAUUAAUUCCCACGUUGCAAUAGUGCAGAUCCUUGGCCGGGCUUGAUGCAUAAUAGAGUUAUACUCUUGAAAUGCCACAUAAAUAGUGUGCAUAGGGGCUGGGAUUGUAGCUCAGUGGUAGAAUGCUUGCCUAGCAUGUGUUGGUAUUGUAAUUGGUAGUUUCCUUUGUAGGUACUGUAUUUAAUUGUUAGCACCACAUAUAAAUAAAUAAAUAAUAAUAAAGAUCCAUCAAAAACUAAAAAAAAUUAAAAAAAUAUAUAUAGUGUGUUAAAAAUGCUAUUGGGGCCCUGUUUGUUUCCAGAGCCUAGGGAAAAGAGGAGUAGCAUUAUCAUUCUGUUCUUCUACCAAGGACCAGUGCCCCAGAAUCUUGGCAACCCACCCUAUCCUACCUAAACAGAAUCUCCCUCAGGCAGUAAUUUUAGUAUGUGUUUGCUGUUAUGCAGCAUUUGAGACAGAAACUUGAAUGGGAGCUACUAGUGCUUAUAGCACAGAAUAGGGUAGGAGAUCCAAAGUUAUAGAGUAAACAUUUUUUUUUUCCAAAAUGUUUUUUCCUGCCUCUACUUUUUUUUUUUUAACAUGAAACAAAAUGCAGUUGAAAUAAAGUUAUAGAGAAAAAUUUCAUUCCAAGACUUGGACCAUAGUUUACCCUGGGUCCACACUCCACUUUUAGAACCUAGAAGCCAUAGGCAGAACUAACAAUUUGCAUUUGUGAAAAUUCCCAGGUAAUAAUACCAAAAGAUGUUAAAUCAAUUCAGUUUUUUUAUUUUCUCUGAAAAUCUCUUCCAAAAGGACUUGUAUUCCUUAUGGAAUAUCAUUUAAGCUUCAUUCAGUUCAGCAAGUAUUUGUUGAGCUUCUAUUGUUUGCAGAACAUGCUGCUCAGGACUCAGGGGAUACAAGAUUGAGAGAGGGAAAAAAAAAGUUCCCUUCCCUUAUGUAGCUCACAGUCUAGUUCGGGAAGAUGUAAUUAUGUAGAUCUAAUCAUCAGCAAACUGUGACAGCUAUUUCAAGUUUCAAGGAUAUGGAAGGAUGGAAGGAAAAAGGGUUGUCCCAACUAGGAUGGCUGAGGAAAGCUCCUAAGAGUAUGUGAGGCUUGAACGGGGACUUCAGCUUCUGAAUACCAACAAAACCACAUUCAAUUGUCUCUUGACAGAGGCCAAUUUCUUUUGCUAUUUGAGGAUAGCUUUGGGGACACUGGGGAAUGCUGAUUAGUUCCAUCACUAGUGCUGAUUAGUGACGAAUGUUGAAUCAUGCUGACUAAUGUGUUCUAAAUGGAUUGACUCAACAAUAAAGGGAACAUUAAGAGUCAAGAGUUCAGGUCCUACAUCUCACUGUGUGAAGUAUAAAUCACUUAGCUUCUUAGUGCUUUUUUUUUUUUUUUGUCAGUUAAAAUGUGCUCAUCCUGAGAAUCCAGUAAGUCACCUUGCCUUUAAAAACCUCAAAGAUAACAGAAAUGUUUAACAACAACUAGCAGGACAGGCUUAUGCAACCUUAGGUUAUUCAUACACAUACAGAAUCAGAACAGACAUCACAUGCUGCUUGCUAACCAUGCAAAACUUCCAUUUCCUCACACAGGCCAUGAGCACUGACAAACAGGAGCCACAGUCACAAAAACCGUCAAAUAGAGAAGCUUUUGAAAAAUCUUCCUUUCUACCUACUGGGGUGUCUGUGUCUUUCUGGACAACAAAUGUCGCCACAGAACUAAGAGCUUACGUUGCACACACAGCUCUUUCUCUUUUGACAUCUCCCCAGCUAGACUGCUUGAGAAUCUGGCCUUCCCCGUCCAGAUGUUUACUGAAUUCUGAAGGCCCCCCAAAGGGCCCAAGUUCUUUUGUUGCUCUCCAAAUCAUUUCCCACAGAGACUGACCGAUGUCCUGAAGGAGCCCUUCAAUAGGGAGGAUAAAUGAAGGCAGAUGAAGACAUGACCCCCUGAGGCUUGCCCACAUCCACUCUAACAAAGGGUCUGAGGCACGACCUUGUAAGGAGUGUUUUGGUCCCUAUAAGAGGCCAAGUCUCCCCCACAGGGCUGUUUUCAAUGGCUACCAUCAUAGUGGAAGCACUAGGCAUUUGUUAAGGGCUGUGGUGUGCUAGGUGUAGCACAAAACAUCUAAAUCAUGGUCCCCAGCCUUUGUGAGGGCUUCCUGGCUACAGAUGGCAGCUGGCUUUCUCAGGGGAAACUUGGGGGUAGUAGAGAAAGCUGAAGAGGGGCCCGACAUCUUUGGAUGACCUUUUCCCACCCAGUGCAGAUAGAGUCCCCCUUUUGUAGGUCAAGCUAGAGCCACGGGACCUUAAUCCCACCAGUACUGUUUCUGGGUAUCUGGUGUGCCAGGUGUGGUUCCGUGGGGAAGGAGAAGGGGACGGCUACUAUAAGGAAAGUUUUAUUUCCAUGAAGGGUGGGAAGUUAGAGCAUUUCAUGACAACAUUGUUUUUUUUCAAGUUCUCUCUAUU
Messenger RNA from Marmota monax (woodchuck), 7016 nucleotides. It is a transcript of the gene Rad51b, whose product is annotated as RAD51 paralog B. The record is from RefSeq and is a predicted model, not a curated record. Lineage: Eukaryota; Metazoa; Chordata; Mammalia; Rodentia; Sciuridae. The transcript is spliced from 11 exons. Gene Ontology annotation, biological process: double-strand break repair via homologous recombination. The coding region runs from base 355 to 1434 and encodes 359 amino acids. Gene Ontology annotation, molecular function: ATP binding; ATP hydrolysis activity; ATP-dependent DNA damage sensor activity. Gene Ontology annotation, cellular component: Rad51B-Rad51C-Rad51D-XRCC2 complex.